UAUCAGAAAAAGGCGAAAUUCAGCCACACCUGGCGACAGAUCCAGGUCACGGAGCACUGGGGACGCUCCAUUGCUCUUUGUAGGUCAUAGACAAGAGUCAAUGGGCCAGUCAUCUAGUCGAGCAGUCACGAGCCAAGAUCGUGCAAUACUAGACAUGAAAGUCCAGCGCGACAAGCUGCGUCAGUACCAACGGCGGAUACAGACCGUGCUGGACCGUGAAUUGGCUAUCGCAAAAACUUGUCUGGCCAAGGGUCAGAAGGAAAAAGCAAUGUUGGCGCUACGGCAGCGAAAGUACCAAGAAGGCCUCCUCGAAAAGACGGAUCAGCAGCUAGCAACGCUUGAACAAUUGACAUCCUCUAUUGAAUUUGCGCUAGUGGAGAAGGAUGUUCUGUAUGGCCUGCAGCAAGGCAAUCAGGUCUUGCGAGCCAUCAACAAAGAAAUGUCGAUCGAGCGAGUUGAAAAGCUGAUGGACGAGACGGCCGAUGCAGUGGCAUAUCAACAAGUGCGUCUUACUCUACAUGGCUUAUGCUAUCGAGACUAAUGGAACAGGAAAUAUCCGAGCUUCUAUCGCAGCGGAUAUCCAAUGCAGAAGAGGAGGAGGUACUAGCAGAGUACGAGCAACUGCAAGCGCAGAUGAACCCACUGCC
This is a messenger RNA of Protomyces lactucae-debilis, 647 nucleotides long. Its product is annotated as Snf7 family. The transcript is spliced from 3 exons. Gene Ontology annotation, biological process: vesicle budding from membrane; late endosome to vacuole transport via multivesicular body sorting pathway. The record is from RefSeq and is a predicted model, not a curated record. NCBI's taxonomy places the organism in Eukaryota, Fungi, Ascomycota, Taphrinomycetes, Taphrinales, Protomycetaceae. Gene Ontology annotation, cellular component: ESCRT III complex; multivesicular body. Bases 101 to 541 code for a protein of 146 amino acids.